This is a messenger RNA of Olea europaea var. sylvestris, 2318 nucleotides long. Its product is annotated as WD40 repeat-containing protein HOS15-like. Gene Ontology annotation, molecular function: transcription corepressor activity; protein binding. Bases 202 to 1938 code for a protein of 578 amino acids. The transcript has 15 exons. Gene Ontology annotation, cellular component: histone deacetylase complex. Gene Ontology annotation, biological process: regulation of transcription by RNA polymerase II. The record is from RefSeq and is a predicted model, not a curated record. NCBI's taxonomy places the organism in Eukaryota, Viridiplantae, Streptophyta, Magnoliopsida, Lamiales, Oleaceae.
CUCAACAUUCCGACUCCCAACCCACCCUACCCCACUGUCAGUUUUCGACCGGCGAUCUGUGGCAAUGAUCUCUCUAACAUCGGCCGAAUUAAACUACCUUGUCUUCCGUUACCUAAAUGAAUCAGGGUCGGAUGUUUGUGUUAUGUUGGAUCUCGUGCAGUGCCGACGUGAAUACAGCAUGAUAACUGAAGUGUCUGUGUAAUGAAGGCAAUUUAUGAGGAGCUAAAAGUCUUGGAGCUCUUCUCAAUGUUUUCAGAUAGCGAUAAAGGGUUCACACAUUCAGCUUUUGCUCUAGGAUAUGAGGCAGGGAUCAAUAAAAGCACAAUUGAUGGUAAUUUAGUUCCACCAGGUGCUCUUGUUACCUAUGUUCAGAAAGGAAUUCAAUACCUUGAAUUAGAAGCAAACUUGACUAGUGAUGAUUUGGACACAGAUGAGGAUUUUCAGUUCCUGCAACCUUUGGAUCUUAUCACGAAAGAUGUAUAUGAACUUCGAAAGAUCAUAAAGGAGAGAAAAGAGAAUAUGCAGAAGGAUAAAGCUAAAGGAAAAGAGAAAGAAAAUGCUGAAAAUGACAGGGAACGUGAACCUGAAGCUGCAAUUGAAAAAGAGAAGGAACCCGCCAGAGGAAAAGAAAAAGAAAAACAGCCGAAGGAGAUAGAAAAGGAACAAGACAGUGAGAGGAUAGAUAAAGAAAACGAUAGAGGGAAGGGCAAAGGCAAGGAAAAGCCACAAGUGGAUGCCACUGGUACAAGUCAAAAUGGAGAUAAGAUUAGCGGCAGACUCGAGGAGAAUGAAAUUGAUGGAGGGCCAGAACCUAUGAAUAUAUGCACAAGUUCAACAUCUUUGCCCUAUGAAAUCCCAAGUAGUGAUGUGUUUUUUCUGCAGGGCCACACCUCUGAGGUUUUUGCAUGUACGUGGAAUCCAACUGGUUCACUCCUUGCUUCUGGGUCUGGAGAUUCGACUGCUAGAAUUUGGACAAUUGCAGAAGGACCAUGUAGCUCUACCAUGCAAGAUGGCCCUUUAAAUGUUGUUGUACUGAAGCAUUUCAAGGGUAAAACAAAUGAGAAAAGCAAGGAUGUCACAACACUUGAUUGGAAUGUGGAGGGGACGCUACUUGCCACAGGUUCGUAUGAUGGCCAGGCAAGAGUAUGGAAUAAAGAUGGGGAGUUGUUCAGUACUUUAAAUAAACAUAAAGGACCAAUUUUCUCUUUAAAGUGGAACAAGAAAGGAGAUUAUCUUCUUAGUGGGAGUGUGGAUAAAACUGCUAUUGUGUGGGACGUUAAGACGGGCGAAUGGAAACAACAAUUUGAGUUUCACUCAGCUCCUACUCUAGAUGUUGAUUGGAAAAACAAUGUUACAUUUGCAACUUGCUCCACUGAUAGCAUGAUACAUGUUUGCAAAGUUGGAGAGAACCGACCUAUCAAAACAUUCUCUGGGCAUCAGGGUGAAGUUAAUGCUAUCAAGUGGGAUCACACUGGCUCCCUGCUGGCUUCAUGCUCUGAUGAUUCUACUGCAAAGAUAUGGAGCAUGAGACAGGACACCUGCAUGCUUGAUCUGAAGGAGCAUGCCAAAGAGAUAUAUACUGUUAAAUGGAGUCCUACAGGAUCUGGUACAAACAACCCAAAUAAGGAAUUGGUGCUUGCAAGUGCCUCUUUUGACUCGACCAUAAAGCUGUGGAGCGUGGAAGCUGGGCAUCUUCUCCACAGCUUAAAUGGCCACAGGGAACCGGUUUAUUCGGUUGCAUUUAGCCCGAAUGGUGAGUAUUUGGCAAGUGGAUCACUGGAUAAAUGCAUGCACAUAUGGUCUGUGAAGGAAGCUAAGAUUGUGAGAACUUUCAGUGGAAAUGGUGGAAUCUUCGAAGUUUGCUGGAACAAAGAAGGCGAUAAGAUUGCUGCCUGUUUUGCAAAUAACGUGGUUUGCGUUAUAGAUUUUCGUAUUUAGCAAUGGAAGAAUUUCCUUAAACUGCCUCAUGUCCGAAGCUCAUACUUUGGAUCAGAGAAUAGGUUGUCUGAUGAUGUUUUUAGGUUUUUGGUUUCUCUACAGAUGUAGAGAAUCUGGUAUCUUUCUGAAUCAAUCAUUCUGUAGUUUGAUGAAAUUUGUUUUCCUGCAUCAAUGUCAUCAAAUUCUCUACUCCCAUCAUAUGUUUGGAAAGAAAGAUUAAAUAUUAUUCGAUUGGUUAAGAAACGAAACAAAGUUGAAACCUUAUUCAUUAGACUAUUGAGUCAUAUCCAACAUUAUGUAUAGAUUAAUAAUAUUAGUACAUCGUUGUGUACAGAUGUAUGACAUGGAAGAGAGAUUAUAUUAAUUGAGGUUCUUUUCUU